Salvia miltiorrhiza (redroot sage) is the source of this 1239-nucleotide messenger RNA. RefSeq lists its product as uncharacterized. The record is from RefSeq and is a predicted model, not a curated record. Gene Ontology annotation, molecular function: protein binding. The transcript has 4 exons. Gene Ontology annotation, cellular component: SCF ubiquitin ligase complex. The coding region runs from base 298 to 1053 and encodes 251 amino acids. NCBI's taxonomy places the organism in Eukaryota, Viridiplantae, Streptophyta, Magnoliopsida, Lamiales, Lamiaceae. Gene Ontology annotation, biological process: SCF-dependent proteasomal ubiquitin-dependent protein catabolic process; protein polyubiquitination.
AAUGAUACACUUGAUCACUUUAAGGGGCAUGUGGCCCAUGCCCAAAUUUCCCUCAAAAUCAAUGUUGACUUUUUUGAGUGAAGAGAUGGAAGCUUUUCCUAAUUCCACACAAUCCCACGUGUGCACUUUACCUGUUUAGUGUAAGAAUCUCUCUUCCACCUAUGAAAGAUAACAGAAACUCAUUCGAAACAUAAACUAUCUCCUCAUUUUCAUCACUUUUUAAUCGUUCAUCACUCUUUUUUUUCAAUUCAUCCCAAUAAUUUUUCUUAUAAAGAAAAAGCCUCAGAGCCCACCAACAUGCAUCGAUCAAUCAAUAUACAGAAUUCGCUCCCUUAUGAUCUUGCCCUCAAAAUCGCCUCAUCUCUUCAGGUUUUUGAUGUGUGUUCAUUAGGCAGUUGUUCGAGGUUUUGGAGGGAGCUGUGUGGGUCUGAUUGUUUGUGGGAGGGUCUAUGCAAAGACAGGUGGCCUGUAAUUUUUGAGGAUCAGAAUUAUCAGAGUGAAACCUACGAUCAGAAAUUGACCUCCAAUUCGAAGGGAUGGAGAGGUUUGUACGUAAGCAAGCACAACGAGAUGGCAGGAAAAGUAGAGUCAGUCGCAGAUUUUGUGGAAAGAGCUCUAGCUUAUGAAUCCAUCGAGGUUGGGAACUAUUUGAAGGCGGUCGAGCUAUUGAGCUCACAUCAGUUUGGAUUCAAGGAUGUUCAAAUGUUCUUGCUCAAGCCAAAGCUUAAUGUUCUGCUUAACUUGGUUGGCUUGCAUUACUGCAUCAUUUGGCUUGAAAUCCCGGCUGAGAAUGUGAUUGAAGCGCUCGAUAGCAGCGAGGUCUCGGAUAGGCAAGUGUGUGUUCAAUGGUGGAAGCUCGGGAGGUGGUUUUACGGGUUUCGUCUACGGGACGAGUACCACUCGAAGAACGUCUCAUUGGGCGAUCUCGCCGCGUCUAACGAGGAAGUGCUCGGCGUGCUCCAUCGUGGCGCGAUCCACGAGGUCAUUCGUGUUCAGAUUUCUGUGGCUAAGUCAGCUCAUACGUCUUGGUCACACCAAGUUGCUCAAGUGUAAACAAGUGGGGAAAAAAAGGUUUGAUUAGUCAACUGUGUGAAUAUAUGCAAUUUCUUCAUUUUUCUCUUAAAAUGUAUAAUCAUGUAAAGUUUGUAUAGAACUGAUUUUUAUGCUCAAAUCUGGAAAAACAAUGUAAUUGUAAAAUUGGCUUUGUUAAUUAAUAAAAAGGUGUUUGUACAGUACAAA